CCUUGGUGGUCAGUGUGGUGGUGAGUGAGAUCUUGGGUUAGGGUUGCCCUGAGCAAGGUGUUUAGUUGCACUAGUGUUCACUAAAGGUCCGUGUGGUUCCAGCUCGCUGUCAGGCGUCGUCCUCCUGUUCCUCCGCAGAGCAGGCCCUGCACUUGGUUCCAGGAGAGACCACAAGGACCUUUCAGCUCAGGACCGGGCGGCACCUGCUUGUUCUAGGCGGAAUCCCCUUUCUCAGCACAGGGUAGUGAGCGUCGGCCAGAUGGCCUGAUGGAUGGCCCCACCCAGUCUGUUUCUUCCCUCAGUUGCACUGAGUGUUAGUUGGAGUCACUUCAACGCCCUGAAUCUCAGUGACAACUCCAGGGUCCCUGAUGGCCUCACCCUUUGAAACUUGCUAAGUUCUGCUCAUUUCAGGGAAACCAAGCACCCUAUUCCUCACUGAACCACCAUUAUUUGGGUGAAAACAGGAAGGUCCUUGGCAUACCUGGCAUGGCUGGUGUUUCCAGACCAGUGGAGCUGAGCAGGAGCCCCCAUGUGUGUACCACCUAAGCAGAGGAGAACCUGCCGCCACCCUCUCUCCCUCACCACAGCAUGCCCUGCCCAUCUGCUUGUGGGAGCUCUGAGGGCUUGGAAGUCCUGGGGACCGCCCUCUCUGCCUCCAGUGGCACCCAUUUCCAGCUGUAGCUGGCUUUGUUCCAGAAAGCUCUCUGAAGUCGUCUCCCAAAGAGGGAGACUUACUAACCCUGCCUAGUGGAUGAGCCAAGUGGCCAGGGUAGCUGGGUCCUGCCUUGGAAUGGUGUGACAGCCAAACCGGGACAGGGAACCCCACUUGGGCAGCACAGUGGUGGGGGCCCCGAGGCUAGCCUGUAAGCAGCAUGGUCCAUGGUCCAGGGGCCUGUGGACAGAGGGGACCCAGCUCUUUGAAGUCUGCAAGACCUUCAGCCUCACAGCCUGCUCUUCCCUUCCUGUCACAGCCUAGCAGAGACAGGGCUUUCAGUCCCACCUGGGAGACGGGCAUUUGACCCUUGGGUACCUGGUGGAGCUGUUGGUUCAGGGCAGGGGCCUGUCGAGUGCAGAAGAGGGCUAAAAGUUAUGGGUCUGUGUUCCUCGUUGGCAUGAGGAAAAGGUGGCAAUGCCCAGGACAUGAGCCAGACCCACAGGCUCUGUGUCGUCCACCCUGGGAUCGGCAGCCAGGCCCCAGGAGCUACUGGGGCUGACUAGACCUGAGGGGGAUCUGACCCUUCCCACCCGCCACAGUUGGUUCACCUCUUCCCUCCCUUCCUAGAGCUCCUCAAGUGCUCAAGGCCCCGUGGCCUCGGCCCUUCCGUCUGCCCCCCAGGGACAACAUUCAGGUACCCCACCACACCCACACACUCCUGGUGCUUCCUGGCCUUUGCCAAGUUCUGAAUUCUUCAACCUCCAGAUUCUCCCCAUGGGUUAUGUACUUCCUGCUCUGGGCUUCACUUGGGACAAGCCCUGCUGCUCCUCUGGGUGGGUCUGGCUUCCCUCAGCCCACCAGGCUAAGCAGCACCUGUACCCUAGAUGCUAAUGAAAUGUGCCUGGGGGCUGGGCCCCCGCCACCUCCUGUAGAAGGAAGACCAGAGAGGUGGGCCUUGCCUGUGCACAGCAGGACCAGCGUGGACCCACACCCUGUGCCUCGGCCUCCUAGGGGUGCUCCAGCUGAGGCUUGACCUGCACCCUCUCCCCUGCAGGUGCUGCUGGGUGCCCAGCCCUAGGCCCUCUGACUCUGAUCCCACAGUGACUGAGAGUCCCAGCGGGCCAUGCAACUCUGCCAAGGUAUGGAGCCCCUCCCCUCGGGAGACAGAUGGAGCCACUUAGCAGGGACAGCUGGGGCUUGGCCCACCUGCCUUGACCAGCCCAGUUCAUUCUUGUCCUUGGGGGUUCAGGCAAGGAUGCUGCUUCCGGAAGUAGCCCCAGAGAACACCCUAUCCAGGGUUUCCCAUGCACCCUAGGUCUGAGAAGAGAAGGUGAAGCCCACCCUCACCACUUGAAGGUGCCACCUAAAGCAUGGUUAACUAUAGGGUAGCUCCUGCUAGGGUGGCUCUGCCACCCUGUGCCCACUGGGACUUGGGCAAGCCGAGGAUGUAGCUGCCUCUCUGGAGCAGUCUGGCUGCUGGGCUCUGAGCACAGCAGUGACACCUGUUGGCCAACAGCUGUCCCUCAAUCAGGACAGCAUACCAGGUUCUGUGUUCUCCAGAAGCUCUGAGGAGAUUCACAGAAGGGGCAGGGAGAUGGCAGCAGGGCCCCUUGUCCUCAGGGGCUUGGAGGGGCUGUACCAGAGGCCUUCUGGGUGACUGAGAAUCAUCCAGCCAGGUCCUGCCCUUCCCACUACAGAGAUGAGGAGACAGGUUGAGGGACGUUGUCAAGGAAGGUCGUGCGAGUCCGUGGAAUGGAGUCAAAAGCUGUCUGCCUGGACUGCAGUUCCUGCCCCCACCUCUGCCCUUGGAGAAAGACUAGGAAAAGGCAGGGGGCGGAGCCCCUCAGAAGGGACAGACCCUGUGUCUGCAGGAGCCGCUGCCUGGAGGAGUGGGCCUCUGAGAGCUCUGGGAGCUGGAUACUAGGGGCAGCAGCCAGCCUUCAGGCCAGCAGUAUGGCUGAACGUGGCAGAGACUGGGAUUAGAGGUCUCUCAUGGGUGCCCUAUGGGAGGAGUGCAGCAGUUGUGAACCUCCCUGGGGAGCACUGCAUAGCCAGCGGGUAGAGACAGUGUCCCUGGAUCUCCAGAUGACACCCAGGGCCCAGAGAGAAAGGGGUCAGCUGGGCCCCAGAGCUGAUGCCUAGGCCAGGUAGUGGCUGAGGACUGUGAAGGGAGUACAGGGCACCCUGCUGCCCUCCCAGGCCCUUCCCUUCUGGCUGCAUCCUGUACUGCCUCCAUGCCGGGCAGAACAGUGGGGUCAGGCACCCCAGCUGCCCUCCUCCUGGGGUUGCCUGUGUGCUCAACCCUCCUGCCUGGUCAGCGUUCUGCUGCUCUUUCAGCCUUGGCACAGGGGCCGGACAAGACCAGCAGGCGUGCACUGGGCCAGUGGGCAGCUGAUCAGGCUGGUACCAUGUCCACCGUGGGCUGCCCAGCAGAGGGACCUUGAGUUCCAUGGAGUCUCGUUUGGUUUUGACCUUCUGAAUGUCAGCCACUGACACCCUGAGGUGACACAUCCCCUCUGCAGACCCCCAGCUCCACCACCCCUGCCUCCUGGCUCCUGAGACUGAGGGGCCUGCUCACUCCUCCUGGCGUUUCAGUCACUCAGCCCCACAGGGACAGAAGCCCACUCCCCGGGCUGACCCUGCCUUCCCACACUGCACCAUCUGGAAACUUCUGUGUCUCCCUGCCCAUUGACACGCUCCAGGCUGCACCCUGCCUUGCUGCCCUGGCCCCACCCAGCUCUUUCCAGUGAGUGUCCUCUGAACGUUUCCAGCUUUUCCAGUGGCUCUUCCUCAUCUCUCAGCACAGGACUUGCCUUCGCUAUCCAGUGCUGCCCUCAAACCAGCCUAUGCUACAGGUGCCUCCAGCAUGGCAGCAGCCGAAGUGCCCGGCUACCUUGUGUCUCCCCAGACGGAGAAGCACCGGAGGGCCCGCAACUGGACGGACGCGGAGAUGCGCGGCCUCAUGCUCGUCUGGGAGGAGUUCUUCGAGGAGCUGAAGCAGACCAAGCGCAACGCCAAGGUGUACGAGAAGAUGGCCAGCAAGCUCUUCGAGAUGACCGGCGAGCGCAGGCUGGGCGAGGAGAUCAAGAUCAAGAUCACCAACAUGACCUUCCAGUACAGGAAAUUAAAAUGCAUGACAGAUAGCGAGUCCGUCCCGCCGGACUGGCCCUAUUACCUAGCCAUUGAUAGGAUUCUGGCCAAAGUCCCUGAGUCCUGUGAGGGCAAACUACCAGACGGCCAGCAGCCGGGGCCCUCCACGUCCCAGACCGAGGCGUCUCUGUCGCCGUCCGCUAAGUCCACCCCUCUGUACUUACCGUAUACCCAGUGCUCCUACGAAGGCCGCUUCGAGGACGAUGGCUCCGACAGCUCCUCCAGCUUACUGUCCCUUAAGUUCAGGUCAGAGGAGCGGCCCGUGAAGAAGCGCAAGGUGCAGAGCUGCCACCUGCAGAAGAAGAAGCUGCGGCUGCUGGAGGCCAUGUUGGAGGAGCAGCGCAGGCUGAGCCGCGCCAUGGAGGAGACCUGCCGCGAGGUGCGGCGCGUGCUGGACCAGCAGAACAUCCUACAGGUGCAGAGCCUGCAGCUGCAGGAGCGCAUGAUGAGCCUGCUGGAGAAGAUCAUCGCCAAGUCCAGUGGCUAGGCCGCUUGCAACCGCCAGGCCGCAGCCGGGCAGCAGGGUCCUGCGGAGGGGACAGGCUUCCACUCGGCCUCCAGGGGCUGCCCCUGGUAGGGACGUCCCUGAUGAGGACCCCAUGGGCCCUGGGCAACCAUGAGACCCCUAUCUAUCUCCAGCAUUAAUGUCCUUCCUUGGACAAGACCAGGGACUCUCAGGUCACUCCUAGUAAGAGUGUCUAGAACCCACCCUCCACGGUAGUCUCAUCGAUGAUACCUGAAAUGGCUUUUGAUAUUAAAUGUGUACUUUUCACUAUU
Messenger RNA from Marmota monax (woodchuck), 4582 nucleotides. It is a transcript of the gene Msantd1, whose product is annotated as Myb/SANT DNA binding domain containing 1. The transcript has 4 exons. Lineage: Eukaryota; Metazoa; Chordata; Mammalia; Rodentia; Sciuridae. Gene Ontology annotation, biological process: positive regulation of DNA-templated transcription. The coding region runs from base 3522 to 4292 and encodes 256 amino acids. The record is from RefSeq and is a predicted model, not a curated record. Gene Ontology annotation, cellular component: nuclear body.